Argiope bruennichi is the source of this 1542-nucleotide messenger RNA. Its product is annotated as intracellular coagulation inhibitor 2-like. Gene Ontology annotation, molecular function: serine-type endopeptidase inhibitor activity. Lineage: Eukaryota; Metazoa; Arthropoda; Arachnida; Araneae; Araneidae. Bases 140 to 1369 code for a protein of 409 amino acids. The transcript is spliced from 4 exons. The record is from RefSeq and is a predicted model, not a curated record.
CUGAAAGAUAACUUAUCAGAAUUUUGAUUUUCACCACCUGUUUCAUGGUUUGAAUACGCUUUAAGAUAAACAUAUGCACUGUGAAAGACUAAGUAAAAAUCAACAUCUUGUCUUCAAUUCUUGAAGGGUAAGUUACAAUAUGAAGAGUAUCAGUGGGUUCUGUGCUUUUUUUGUCACCUGUGUUGCAUUAACUUCAACAAGCGUAAUCUCUACUCCAUCCACAGAAAAUUUCAAGAAAUUGGCAUUGGCUAACAAUGAACUGGCUUUCAACUUAUACCGAAAAAUUGCCUUUGAAUCUUCAGAAAAUGUUUUAUUCUCCCCAUUCAGCAUUGCCACAAUAUUCGGUAUGCUCUUUUGCGGAGCGAGAGGACAAACAGCUGAGGAGUUAAGACAGGUUCUGGGUUACGUGAAAGCAGGUUUGCCUAACAAUCUUGUCCACGAAACUUUCAGCCAGUACCUGAGAAAUGUUUCAAACAAUGAAGAUUCCUCCAAUGGAUAUGCACUAAAAACCGCUAAUGCCGCUUUUGCCGAUAAACGAUUAGAACUACUAAUGGAGUACAGACGCAACAUCCAGGCAUUGUACGGAGCAGAUGUACGAGAUGUAGAUUUCUCAAAGGAAGCUCCAACAAUCGUGGAAGAAAUCAACAAUUAUGUUAGGAACAAGACGAAUGGAAAAAUCGAUAAACUUUUUGACCAGUUGGACCCGUCCACAGUGUUGCUCUUCCUGAACGCUGUAUACUUCAAAGGAACAUGGAAAACUCAGUUUGAAACUAAUGAAACAAGAGAAGAAAUAUUUUACAACUAUGGUUUAGAAUCAGAACCAAGGAGAGUACAAUUUAUGCACUUGUCAUCCAGUUUUCCACAUGUUUAUUACGGUGAUUUCCAAGUAUUGGAGUUGCCUUACAAAGGAGAGAAUGUUAGCAUGCUCAUCUUCUUGCCAGAUCAACGAGUUGGACUUCUGACCCUAGAAGAGAGUCUGACUCCCGAGAAAUUGGUGGAGGUUCAGCGUCGAUUGUACAAAAGAAAUGUAGACGUAUUGUUGCCUAAAUUCAAGCUUCAAUUCGAGCAAGAGCUCUCGGCGGAAUUCCAGACCCUUGAAGCCGAACAGAUCUUUGGACCAGGCGCUGAUUUCUCUGGAAUGACUUCUAACAGCAAGGCGGUGGUCAACCAAAUCGUCCAUAAAGCGGUCAUCGAAGUGAAUGAGGAAGGAAGUGAAGCCGCUGCCGUGACAAGAAUUGGAAUGAUCGUGACCAGUCAACUUGGGGAAAACCCCCAGUUCAGGGUAGACCAUCCUUUCCUGUUCGUUAUUGUGGAAAAAGGAAGCAACAGCAACAUGAUCUUGUUCAUGGGUCGUGUAAAUGAUUUGUAAAUGUCCAGACUUUUGAAGUCAUCGUGUAAAUGUAGAAAGUAACCUACAAAAUGUGGAGAUAUUAAUAAACCUGACUGUAAUUGUUACAAUAGUCAUUUUUUUUUGUUUUUGAUUUUUGAUAGUGAAAUCUCAUUUCUUUUUAACUCAAUAAAUUGUUUGAUUUGUUUGACGAA